AUGUUUCAGCCUUCGAUUCCUCCCACGCCGUCUGGCAUUUCGCUGGCCGGCCAAACCAUCAUCGUCACGGGUGGAAACAGCGGCGUGGGAUUCGAGGCUGCGCGCCAGUUCCUGGUGCUGGGAGCCGCACGCCUCAUCAUCACGUCGCGCUCGGCCUCCCGGGGCGCCACAGCCGUGGCAGCCCUCAAGGCCGAUCCAGAGGUGCAGCUGGCCAACGGAAAAGCCGUGAUUGAGGCGUAUGAGCUCGAGCUAGCCGAUUACCGCUCAGGACAGCGCUUUGUCGAUCGCGUCCGCGCAGAGGUGCCUGAGCUCGACGUGUUGCUGGCCAAUGCCGGCCAGUUUGUGACGCGGCGCGAGAAUGUGCAGUCGGCGGCUGGCGGCCACGAACGCAACAUGCAGGUCAACUGCUACACGCAUCUGCUCAUCUGUCUCGAGCUUCUGCCGCUGCUGGUCGCCACCGCUCGCGCUCGCGGAGUCCAAGGUCGCCCGGCACGCAUCACCUUCACCGGCUCCGCCACCCACGUCUUACAGGAGACGCUCACAAAUGACCCCGUCCGUUUUGAUGCCGGCGAGACCGUCAUCGGCCACUUUGACGAUCCCACACACUUCUCUCGCCUGAACCGCUACGCCGACACCAAGCUCUGCAUCAACGCCCACGUCCGCAAGCUCGCGGCCCUCACGGACUCCCCUGACCUCGUGAUCGUCAACAACGUCUGUCCGGGCCUUCUUCACGCCACCCACCUCGACGACAGCUUGCCGUUCUAUCUGCGCUAUCCCACCGCCUUAGCACGUCUGGUCGCCGGCCGUUCUGUCCAGCAAGGCGCCCGGACUCUCGUGUAUGCCGCUGUCGUUGGCGGCCCCGAAACCAACGGCACAUUUCUGCAGCAGAACAAAAUCCACCCUGGCGCAAAGUUCCUGAACACCGCCGACGGCCAGAAAUUCAUUGAUGCCUUAUGGACCGAGUCUGUUGCUGACUGUGCCAAGUUCGACUCAACUCUUGGCAAGUAUUCCCAUGCACCGAUUGCUUUGUGA
Molecule: messenger RNA, 1032 nt
Organism: Grosmannia clavigera kw1407
Lineage: Eukaryota; Fungi; Ascomycota; Sordariomycetes; Ophiostomatales; Ophiostomataceae
Product: short chain dehydrogenase reductase
Exons: 1
Coding region: 1-1032 (343 amino acids)
Source: RefSeq, a predicted model, not a curated record